UGUUUUUGCGUCGGCCAAACGAACUGCGUGCCCCGGGUGUUCCUGCCCCUUUAACGAAGCGAGGAAAGCCAGUUCUGGGCGAUUGCUGGACAUUUCACACCUUGGGGCUACACAGACAGGCAGAGAGAGAGACAUGCAGCUCCAGAAAACAGCCCCGCCGACCUGAUUGCACAGCCAAGCCCCCUUCCUCCCAGAGGUCCCUCUCACUCACUUCAAACUGCAGCUGGGAAACAGUGCGUUCGAUUCCAAGCCCCUCCGGUUUUCAGUGGGACGGGGAAAGAGGGAAGGGGGAGGCGGGGAGAGGUUAAUGCAAAAGCCCCAGACCACCAGAAACAGUCAGUUUCAGAGCGGCUCUCCGGCGCUAGGCAUGGCCAAGUGGCUGAGGGAUUAUUUGAGUUUCGGGAGCCGCCGUCUCCCUCCCCAGCCUCCCAAACCCGACUACACUGAGAGUGAGAUUCUGAAAGCCUACCGAGCCCAGAGGAACCUGGACUUCGAGGAUCCGUACGAGGAGAGUGAGAGCAGAGGCCGGGCUCCAGAGGCUGAACACUCACUGGGAGUCUCUCCCCAGCACCAGAAACCUGCUAGCCCCGAUAUCAAGUAUGUUUCCCCCAAACACCGCCUUAUUAAAGUGGACAGCACCGAGCUGGGGAACAGGGCAAAGAUAUUGAGCACAGAAGAGCCGAAGGGCAAAUCUGAGACUACUCUGGCUGAGGACGAUUAUUCCGACCCAUUUGAUAUCCGACAUGAAUCCAGAGGAGAGCUGAAUGAUAAAGAAGAAAUUGAGAACAAUGGCUACAUGGAGCCAUACGAAGCACAGAGAGUUAUAGCAGAGUUCCAGAGAAAAGGAGACAAGAAACGUGGGAAAGGUCUCCAGCUCUAUGACACUCCCUACGAGCCCCAGGAAAAUGAUGCUGAGUCAGACACGGAGAAUGCAGCCGGUCAGAAGAUUCGGGAGAGCCGGCUUCCUCAAGAUGAUGAACGACCUGCCGAUGAGUACGAUCAGCCCUGGGAGUGGAAAAAGGACCACAUCUCGAAAGCUUUUGCAGUCCAGUUUGAUAGCUGUGAUUGGGACCGCUCAUCUCCUUCUGCCAAGGACCGACUGAGACAACAGAAACAGCUCAGCCCGUUGGCCGCAGGCUCAAAAUACAGCAAGCCACAGACUCCAGAACACAGCUCAACAAUGCCUGAGAGGGUGGACCCUACCCUCCCAUUAGAGAAACAAGUGUGGUACCAUGGAGCCAUCAGCCGAGCAGAUGCUGAGAAUUUGCUCAUGUUGUGUAAGGAGUGCAGUUACCUAGUGAGGAACAGUGAGACCAGUCGGAAUGACUAUUCCCUAUCAUUAAGAAGCAGCCAAGGAUACAUGCAUAUGAAAUUCAGCAAAACAAAAGACUGCAAGUACAUUCUCGGCCAGAACAGCCCACCGUUUGACAGUAUUCCAGAGGUCAUAAACCACUACACGAGCCACAAGCUGCCAAUUAAAGGGGCUGAACAUCUCUCCUUGCAGUUUCCUGUGAUGGUACAAACACUGUGACUGGACCACAGGCAAGCUGCCUGAAGCACGGCAGUGAAAAGGAAAACAAAUCUGUGUGGAGAUAACGAAGAAGGCUAAUCUUAAUGGAAUGUCAACAAGCAUUUCUGUUAACCUGGCUUACGAUACUGAAUAGAAUACAGCGCAGAGCUCCAAGUCUGGCUGUGAUAUAAUUACAGGCCAGAGCUGUUGGCAAACUCAUUUCCUGGGACUCUAUUUCAAACAUUGUGGUGAAUUGGAUCAUGAAUGUCACUGAACUCACAUGUGUAAGGCUGUGGUCACUCAUUUAAUUUGGGGAAUAUGUGGAAUUAAUCUUAUUCUUCCUGUGGGUUUGCCACCCCUCUCCUCCUCAAUACAACAUAACAAGCCCCUGCCAUUCUCUAUACAUCACCCAAGUGGGCAUGUGUGCCAGUCUCACUGCUGUAUUUAGGCUGCUCAUUUCUUCAUGAGGACAUCAUCAGCAUGGCUUCAUCUGACAUCUUGGGUUCACACAGAAAGGGAUGAGAGUUGCUGGUUAGUGACCUGGAGAGGCAUAUCCAUGAUCGGAGCAGGCCCUGCCAUCUCCUGGCACAAGGGACAUUGAAGUCAAGUGUUAUGCCCUACCCUGACUGAGUUUGCCUUUCUUAGCACCAACCAGGGAUCGAACUUGGGAUAUUUCUGGUCUUUGUGACUCAAUACCACACUGUACAGUUUUCCAGUCAAAUGAAAUAUUGAGA
Molecule: messenger RNA, 2244 nt
Organism: Hemiscyllium ocellatum (epaulette shark)
Lineage: Eukaryota; Metazoa; Chordata; Chondrichthyes; Orectolobiformes; Hemiscylliidae
Product: SH2 domain-containing adapter protein F-like
Exons: 7
Coding region: 308-1531 (407 amino acids)
Molecular function (GO): phosphotyrosine residue binding
Source: RefSeq, a predicted model, not a curated record